AUGUCCCUCACAAACUCAAGUCCCCUCGAGGCUGCACAGGCUGCAAAGUCGGCCUCACACCUCCUCGCCACCCUCCCCGUCAGCGCCCGCAAUGACGCCCUGACAGCAAUCCACGACUCUCUGUUAGCUUCUAAGGAUGCAAUCCUGGCCGCAAAUGCAAAGGACAUGGAUGCAGCGCGGCAGGCCGCCGCCGAUGGGCAGUUGUCGCAAAGCCUGGUGUCUCGCCUGGAUUUGGCCAAAGCGGGCAAGUGGGAGGACAUGCUGAAGGGUAUUCUGGAUGUACGCGGACUAGAUGACCCUCUGGGCGUCGUGGACCUGCGCACGAAGCUGGACGACGGCCUGGUGCUGGAGCGCAUGACCUGCCCCAUCGGCGUGCUGCUCAUUAUCUUCGAGGCCCGCCCCGAGGUCAUCGCCAACAUCGCCAGCCUGGCCAUCAAAUCCGGCAACGCCGCCAUCCUCAAGGGCGGCAAGGAGAGCACCCACAGCUUCGUCGCCAUCUCCACCGCCAUCUCCGCCGCCCUGGCCGCCAGCGGCGUCGCCGUGCCCGAGGCCGCCGUCCAGCUCGUCACCACCCGCGACGUCAUCCCCCAGCUGCUCGGCCUCGACGCCUACAUCGACCUCGUCAUCCCCCGCGGCGGCAACGACCUGGUGCGCUACGUCAAGGAGCACACCAAGAUCCCUGUCCUGGGCCAUGCUGACGGUCUGUGCUCCGCUUACCUGGACCGUUCUGCCGACCCCAAGAUGGCAGCCGCCGUCGCCGUCGACUCCAAAACCAGCUACCCGGCCGCCUGCAACAGCCUCGAGACUCUGCUGGUUGACGAGGCCGCCCUGGACGGUGUCUUCCCUGCCGUCGCUGAGGCCCUGCUCGCCAAGGGUGUCACGCUGCGCUGCGAUGCCCGGACCAAGGCCGUUGCCGGCAAGCUGUCUUCCACCGGGGAUGGCAAGGUCGAGGAUGCUCAGGACGUCGACUUCGACACUGAGCACCUCGCACUCAUCCUAGCUGUCAAGACCGUGUCCGGGUUGGACGAGGCCGUGGCGCACAUCAACACGCACGGGUCGCACCACACGGACGCGAUCCUGACCUCGGACGAGGCCCAGGCCGAGCGCUUCAUGACCGCCGUUGACUCGGCCGGCGUGUACUGGAACGCGUCGACGCGCAUGGCUGACGGCAUGCGGUACGGCUUCGGCACCGAGGUCGGCAUCAGCACCAACAAGAUCCACGCCCGCGGGCCUGUCGGGCUCGAGGGCUUGACUAUCUACAAGUAUAAGGUGCGCGGCACGGGCCAGGUUUCGGCUGUGUAUGGCGAGGGGGAGGGCAAGAAGCGCUUCUUGCAUGAGAAGAUGGCCUUGUAA
Messenger RNA from Diaporthe amygdali, 1353 nucleotides. RefSeq names its product glutamate-5-semialdehyde dehydrogenase. Gene Ontology annotation, molecular function: NADP binding; glutamate-5-semialdehyde dehydrogenase (NADP+) activity. The coding region runs from base 1 to 1353 and encodes 450 amino acids. The transcript has a single exon. The record is from RefSeq and is a predicted model, not a curated record. NCBI's taxonomy places the organism in Eukaryota, Fungi, Ascomycota, Sordariomycetes, Diaporthales, Diaporthaceae.